Messenger RNA from Sesamum indicum (sesame), 1488 nucleotides. The record is from RefSeq and is a predicted model, not a curated record. Lineage: Eukaryota; Viridiplantae; Streptophyta; Magnoliopsida; Lamiales; Pedaliaceae.
AUGGAUUCUUCAACUUCUCCAACCCGUUUAAGCCCUGCUAAUCAUGACGAUGAAGAAGUUAUUGUGUAUUUUGGACGUCUGCAACCAGGAAAAGAUGGCACUUCCCGGCAGUUGGCACCCACCGCUGAUGCUCAAAGCAACGACGACGACGCCCUACUGUCAGACAAUGAUUCUGACACUUUCAGCGUCUUCUCGUUUAAAACACAGGAAGAAGGUGUCCCUAUUACUACUACAAGAUCCAAGAAGAUCAAGAGUGUUCCGUGUGUUUUGGGUGAAGACAACUUUGCUACUAAACACAGCAUCUGGGGUUGUCCACGCUUCUUCAUGACUACUUCAGAAGGAGAGAGAGGCGUGAGUAAUGAUCAGAAUCUCAUGGAUCAUCAACAUAGAUCUAAUCACUUGAGCCACCAGUUCAGCAGCAGACCACUCCCAUGUGCUGAUCCAACGAGGAUUCCUAGUUUCCGGCCUAAUCAAGGAAGGAGGCAGCAGUUCCCACAGGCCGGACCUGAUCUUGAUGUAAACCUCUUGGAAGAAAUUAUCAAAGGGGAUGAUAGCGAGGAGAAGGAGAGUUUGGUUUCUAUACUUGAAGACUCGGUAUUCACGUUGAUGUUGAGUACACGGCUGCAUUGUCUCUACACCAUGCUCAUUGAUGCGUGCGAAGGCCACCAGUUGGAUUCACUGGUUGAGAGGGUCUUGUCGCGGGGCAAAUACUUUCUAAGUGCAGCAUUCGCCAAACAAGGAGCAAGUUCAAUCAUCAAACUCAUCAAAAAGGUGAACAAGUCAUUGCCUCAUGCCAUGGCUAUGACACGAGUUUUGUCCACCAGAUUCAUGGAUAUAAUGACUCAUCCUACGGCCAGGGAUGUCAUUCUGCAAUGCCUAAUCCUCUUUCCAAGGAAGCCUAAUGAGGUGCUCUACGAAAAAGUAAUACUGCAUUUCCAAGAUUUGGCCAUACACGAAGUUGGAUGCAGAUCAUUGAUCGACUGCAUCGCCCUCAUUCAUGGAGAUCAAAGAGUUAGACUUAUCAAUAAGAUAGCAGAUGUAUCGGAUUAUCUUUCAUAUGAUCGACACGGGAACUUCGUCGUACAAAAUCUCCUAGGCCUUAAAAACAAGGGGAUUACCAAGAAAAUAACAUGUUGCCUGCAAAAUCAGUUUAUGGGAUUGGCGGUGAGAAAAGAAGGAUGCCUUGUGGUAGAGAAAUGCAUGGAAGCUUCGGACGAUGGGAUUAUCGCAGUGGCUAAGAAGAUAAUAGACUGUCGGAGAGGAGCUGUUCGACUUGCUCGAAAUCGGUUUGGGAAUUAUGUGAUUCAAGCAGUAUUAGAGAAGACUAAGGAGCGCGGUUUCAAUAGUCUUUAUGAUGCUAUAGUGAGACAGCUGGAGGCUCGUUGCAGAGCAUCAAUUGGUCGGACGCAGGGCGGAAUAAGAUCAACUCAGGAUGCAUAUAUAAGAGAUCAGUCUAGUUUGCAUGAAUGGAUUAUUAUCUUUAUGUAG